AUGUCUAACCAAUUCGCACCUUUGAAGAACGAUCUUCUACUCCGGGCGGCUAGAGCUGGCCGUUACCUACCCGAAUAUCAUGAGGCCAAAGGAGACAGAGAUUUCUUCGAGUGCUGCCGCUCACCAGAAGUUGCAUCAACAUUGACCCUGCAGCCCAUUGAGCGCUAUGCAGGGCUCAUUGAUGCUGCCAUCAUCUUCUCUGAUAUCCUCGUCAUCCCCCAAGCAAUGGGCAUGGAAGUCGAGAUGAUUGAUAAGAAGGGUCCUUCAUUCCCAUCUCCGCUACGGACACCUGAGGACGAGCAGUACACACAGGUCCUGAACCGAACGGUCGACGUGACGACGGAACUGGACUACGUUUAUAAAGCUAUUACUCUUACAAGGCAGAAGCUGGAAGGCAGGGUACCCCUUAUCGGAUUUGUCGGUGCCCCAUGGACGCUGUUAUGCUACAUGGUUGAAGGAGGCGGAAGCAAGAUGUUUGCAGCCAUCAAGACAUGGAUAUACAAAUAUCCCGAUGCAUCAAAGAAAUUGCUGCAGAAGAUCUCGGAAGUGUGUGUCGAGCAUCUCGCGCAGCAGGUCAAGGCUGGAGCACAGAUGAUUCAAGUGUUUGACUCGUGGGCUGGAGAACUUAGUCCACGGUCCUUUGCUGAGUUUUCGCUGCCAUACCUACGAUAUGUCUCUGCCAAUCUGCCCAAAAGGCUGCAAGAGCUGGGCCUGGAAGCUGUGCCCAUGACUGUUUUUGCAAAGGGGGCCUGGUAUGCGCUGGACGAACUGUGUGAGUCUGGAUAUAAUGUCGUGGGGCUGGAUUGGCAGCAUGAUGCCGCCAAGGCACGAGCGGUUGCGAAUGGAAGAGUGGUUCUCCAGGGCAAUGCGGACCCGGGAUGCCUGUAUGGUACAAGGGAAGGGAUAACGGCUGUUGUGGAGGAGAUGGUGAAGAGUUUCGGAGGCGGGAAGCAAGGUUGGAUUGCCAAUCUGGGACACGGAGUUACACCCUUUGUCAAGCCGGAUGAUUUGAAGUUCUACUUUGAGGAGAUACAUCGACUAACCGCUGCUUAA
Trichophyton benhamiae CBS 112371 is the source of this 1053-nucleotide messenger RNA. RefSeq lists its product as uncharacterized. Gene Ontology annotation, molecular function: uroporphyrinogen decarboxylase activity. The record is from RefSeq and is a predicted model, not a curated record. Bases 1 to 1053 code for a protein of 350 amino acids. Gene Ontology annotation, cellular component: cytosol. Gene Ontology annotation, biological process: heme biosynthetic process. NCBI's taxonomy places the organism in Eukaryota, Fungi, Ascomycota, Eurotiomycetes, Onygenales, Arthrodermataceae. The transcript has 3 exons.